This is a messenger RNA of Durio zibethinus, 1918 nucleotides long. RefSeq names its product phosphatidylglycerophosphate phosphatase PTPMT2-like. Gene Ontology annotation, biological process: protein dephosphorylation. Gene Ontology annotation, molecular function: phosphoprotein phosphatase activity. The record is from RefSeq and is a predicted model, not a curated record. Lineage: Eukaryota; Viridiplantae; Streptophyta; Magnoliopsida; Malvales; Malvaceae.
AUAGUUUACAACUAUAAAUAACGCAGCGGUAUUUAACCUUCGUUUUCAAGAGUUUGUUGAAGAAAGGGAAAGCGAGAAGAAAGAGAAACUGACUCUGCAAGAAAAGGGCCAAAAUUAAAGCUUUGUCCUUUAAAUCCUUCAAUUUCGGAUUCUCUGCGCAUAUAUCUUUUCUUUACAUCCCCUCCAAAAUUUCAUUUCAUUUUUUUCUUUCUUUUCUCAUAAUUUUCAGAUAGAUCAUGCAUAGUUUCAGGUCAAACAUGUUUUCAGCUUUUCAUGGUCAGAUUUGGUGUCGAGGUCUGAUUGCAGUCUUCAUCUGGUUUAGUUGAUGGGUAUUCUUGUUUUUCGUUGAUUUCCAUGUUAUUCUUGUUCUAGACUCCAGCUCUGGGUAAUUAAGAUUAAAGGGUACUUUUUUCCCCGUUAAUUUGAGUUGUGUUAUGUAUACUUUAAGGGUUUAAGGUUUUAGUUGAUGGGUGUUCUUGUUUUUCGUUGAUUUCCAUGUUAUUCUUGUCCCAGAUUCCAGUUCUGAGUAAUUAAGAUUAAAGGGUACUAUUUUCCCUGUUAAUUUGUGUUGUGCUAUGUGUGUUUUAAUGGUUUAGGGGUGAUUUUUUUCCCUUUUAUUUGUGUAUUUUGGUGAAUUGAGAGAAAAAAGAGAUGUAUAUUGAAGAACUGAAUGAAGGGGAACAGCAAGAUCAAGAUCAGAUUCAAUCGUGUGGAGAGAGCCUUGUUGUUUGGGAUGCAAAAAGGGUUUUGGUGGGAGCAGGAGCACGUGCUCUCUUUUAUCCGACUUUGUUAUACAAUGUUGUCAGGAACAAGAUUCAGUCUGAGUUUAGGUGGUGGGAUAGAGUUGAUGAGUUUAUUUUGUUAGGUGCUGUGCCUUUCCCUGCUGAUAUUCCCCUUUUGAAGGAUCUCGGUGUUUCUGGAGUUGUGACCUUAAACGAACCAUACGAGACUUUGGUCCCAACAUCGCUGUAUGAUGCUCACAACAUUGAUCAUUUGGUGAUUCCUACAACAGACUAUCUUUUUGCACCAUCAUUUGCUGAUAUAUGCCUUGCUGUAGAUUUCAUACGUGAGAAUGCAUCUCUAGGAAAGACCACAUAUGUUCACUGCAAGGCUGGUCGAGGACGCAGCACAACCAUUGUUCUGUGCUACCUGGUGGAACAUAGGCAUAUGACACCUGAUGCGGCCUAUGAAUAUGUCAGAUCUAUCAGACCCAGGGUACUUCUGGCACCUAAACAGCAGCAGGCUGUUCAAGACUACUAUCUUCACAAGGUGAAAAAUAAUGGAAUCCCUAGAAACCCUUGCUGCAUGAUAGUAAAGAAAACCACCCUCAUUCUCCCAGCAAAACAGGAUGCAGCAGCCUUUGAUGAUGGCUCUGUAGUUGUUGUAACAGAGUCAGACCUUGAUGGAUAUGACGCUAGCUUUGACGCAGGUUUGCCCGCUAAAGAGAUUUUCGGAGAGGGAAGCCUGGCUGACAGGUUUCAAUUUGCUAGUCAGGCAGCUAUUGCCAGACUUUCAUGCUUAUGGCUUCGUUGCCAUGUGGAUCAGAAGACAUCUAGGAAGCCUGGUCCGUUGAGCAGUCUUGGUAUUGGCAUCCGGGUUUAUUGAAUUUUUUAUAUUAAAUCAAGUUGUUAAUCUGAAUUUUUUUUCCCAAUGCGUUGUGUUUUUGUGUUAUUUCAUUUUUGGUUGGGUUAUACAGAGAAUGAAGUUUAUUAUCAUUCAUGUAUAACUCAAGUUGAGACGUCGUGGAACAGAUAGAGAGCAAGUUUAGUUUUCCUUUCUUUCCAGAAGCAUAGAGAUUGAGGAAGCAUUUGUAUCUUGGUAGGCAUGGUACUUCAUGAAAAGGUUCAAUUGUACUGCAAGUUUAGUCGUUUAGAUGUGGAAAGAUUUCCAAGUUUGUACAUGGUUUCUUCAAGAUGUU